Messenger RNA from Gavia stellata (red-throated loon), 1054 nucleotides. RefSeq names its product upstream transcription factor 1 (gene USF1). The transcript has 11 exons. NCBI's taxonomy places the organism in Eukaryota, Metazoa, Chordata, Aves, Gaviiformes, Gaviidae. Gene Ontology annotation, biological process: regulation of transcription by RNA polymerase II. Gene Ontology annotation, molecular function: DNA-binding transcription factor activity, RNA polymerase II-specific; protein dimerization activity; RNA polymerase II cis-regulatory region sequence-specific DNA binding. The record is from RefSeq and is a predicted model, not a curated record. The coding region runs from base 90 to 1022 and encodes 310 amino acids.
CGCGCGCAGGGCGGCCCGGCGCGGCGAGGGCUGUGAAGGCCGGGAGGCUCAUCUGCGACUGCCCCGCUGAUGCCUGACGGAGCGGAGCGAUGAAGGGGCAGCAGAAAGCAGCCGAGACGGAAGAGGGAACGGUGCAAAUCCAGGAAGGUGCAGUGGCCACAGGUGAGGAUCCCACCAGCGUCGCCAUUGCCAGCAUCCAGUCCGCAGCCACCUUCCCUGACCCCAACAUCAAGUAUGUCUUUCGCACAGAGAACGGUGGGACGCAGGUGAUGUACAGGGUGAUCCAAGUGGCUGACGGACAGCUGGAUGGACAGACGGAGGGCACCAGCGCCAUCAGCGGCUACCCCGCCACCCAGUCCAUGACACAGGCCGUCAUCCAGGGCGCCUUCACCAGCGAGGAUGCGGUGGAGACGGAGGCCACGGCCACUGAGACUCACUACACCUAUUUCCCCACCACGGCCGUGGCCGACACCAGCACGUCUGCCGGCGCGGGGACCACGGCCACCGCCGUCGUCACCACGCAGAACUCGGAGGCCCUCCUGGGGCAGCCCACCCCCACGGGGCAAUUCUUCGUGAUGAUGUCGCCCCAGGAGGUGCUGCAGGGCGGAGCGCAGAGGUCCAUCGCCCCCCGCGCACACCCCUACUCCCCGAAGUCGGAGGCGCCGCGGGCCACCCGGGACGAGAAGCGCCGGGCGCAACACAACGAAGUGGAGCGCCGGCGCAGGGACAAGAUCAACAACUGGAUCGUGCAGCUCUCCAAGAUCAUCCCUGACUGCUCCAUGGAGAACACCAAGUCGGGGCAGAGCAAGGGCGGGAUCCUCUCCAAAGCCUGCGACUACAUCCAGGAGCUGCGGCAGAGCAACCACCGCCUCUCCGAGGAGCUGCAGGGCCUUGACCAGCUCCAGAUGGACAACGAGGUCUUGCGGCAGCAGGUGGAGGAUCUGAAGAACAAGAACCUGAUCCUGCGGGCGCAGCUCCGCCAGCACGGGGUGGAGAUCGUCAUCAAGAACGACAGCCACUGACGGGGACGGCGGGGACGGGGACCGGCGGGGAG